Molecule: messenger RNA, 2843 nt
Organism: Klebsormidium nitens
Lineage: Eukaryota; Viridiplantae; Streptophyta; Klebsormidiophyceae; Klebsormidiales; Klebsormidiaceae
Source: the annotation of a GenBank genome assembly
CGAUGUAUGAUCCUGGCCCCUGGCCGGCCGCACUUGGAACUUUGAAGGCCCUAGGCCCCUAGGCUAGGACUAGCUGGCGUGCAUCAUGCAUCAUUGCAUAGAGCAGCGAGCUUGCAUCGUGCAUCAUGCACCUUACAGGUUUUACCUAGUUUGGAACAGGUAGGUAAUUCUUGGAGAGUCGAGCGUUUGCUCAUAAAGUCGCACGCUUUUGAUGUUGAACAAUGAAGAGCCGUUUCCUAAGCUAGGUAAACUUAGUACUCAUAGCGCUAAGUACUGCGUUUGAGAGCUUUUGGAAGCCGAUGGAGAGCUGUGGAGGAGCUCCUCUUCCUACUGGGCAGAUCUUCUGGAUCGGCAGCGACUCCAGCACUGGCAAACGGCGCUCACCUCAGCUUUGUAUGGGCUGCCCCAGUCAAGCUGUUGGGAGUGAUACUGUUACCCAUCUCACAAUCCAAGUGUCCAGAACCUGAGCAAACGAGCGGCAACUUUCAGAUUGGCAUUUCCACCUCCAUCUGUCCAUAGAUCAAGGAAGUCACCCCUGCUUACAAAAUGGCAGACGUUUCAGCUGCGUGCUCAUCGCGUCUCUAUGUUCAGCCAGCUUGCAGCGGCUCAAUCUCAGGCAAGACGUCUGCGGCCAAAAGUACAGCUGCAGUGAAAUUGCAGGAAGUGAGGCAGUGCAGCGUUGGGUGUCAUCAAGCAUUGGCCCCGCGUCAGCAGCAAGGGAGCAUCCCGACCUACCUACAUCAGCAUUCAGCAAUUGGCAGGUUUUCCAUGAUGGCGAGCAACAUCUCUCCCCAAGGGCUAGCAUGCGCGAGCAGGACAAUGCCGGAUGUCAGAGAUCUUUCUUCUUUUAGCAAUCAGGAAAGGAGGCUUCCAAGCAAGCUGCUGCGGCAACACAGGGCUUGCAGCACAAGGGCAGUCAAAUCAACGGAUCAGCUGACAGAGGGAAUGGAGGGGAUGAAGCAAUCAGGCAGUCCGAAUGGAUCGCCUAGGCUGCCCCCUGGGAACCUUGGCCUGCCCGUUCUUGGUGAAACUUUAGACUACCUAAAGAGCCAGAACACGGAGGAUCCAGACUCGUUUGUCAGGGAGAGGCAGGCCAAGUAUGGAAGGACGUUUCUGACAAAUCUUUUGGGGAACAACAUGGUCAUGGUCACUGCUCCAGAGUUGGCGGAGCUCCUUCUGACGGAUGAAAAGUUGUUCAAGACGGAGUGGCCCAAGUCCACCAGGAUGCUCCUGGGUGAGAGAUCCGUGACUACGACGCAAGGGGCGCGGCACAAGAACUUGCGCAGCCUAGUCACUGGGCCUCUCAGCCUGGACAACCUCAAAAGAUAUGUCCCUGUGAUAGAAGAAAGGGUCCUGGCGCAAUUGGGGACAUGGGAGAGUGGUACCACCGUGGCGGCCUAUCAGGAACUUAGAAAGCUGACUUUCAGCAUCAUCUCGGAGCUCAUCUUUGGCGCCAAGCCUGGGCCCCAGGCAGACAGGCUGUCUGGCUUCUUCAACAAGUGGCUGGUCGGGCUGUUCUCCCUGUUCGCUGUCAGGAUACCCUUCACCGGCUUCGCAGCAUCCAUGGAUGCCCGGGAUGCCAUCCUUGAGGAGACGGCUGGCAUACUGAAGGAGCGGCGAUCUGCUCUCGCCAGCGGCGCCCCUGUGCCGAACGACAUCCUGACGCGCCUGAUGACCGAGAAGGACGCGCAGGGGGCGCAGCUGAGCGACGAAGACCUACAAGACAACUUGCUCGCCUUGCUCUUUGCUGGCCACGACACGAGUGCGAGCGCCCUGGCGUCCAUCAUCCGGUACCUAAGCGACGACCCGGCGGUGGUACAAAAGCUUCGAGAGGAACAUGCUGACGUCAGGAGCCGUAAGGAAGCCGGCGAGCCGCUGACGUGGGAAGACGUGCGCAAGAUGAGCUACACAGAGAAAGUCAUCAGCGAGGGCCUGCGCGUGCGCCCAGUGGUCGCAAACAACUUCAAGGUGGCCACCCGUGACGUCAGCAUCGACGGGUACGUCAUCCCCGCCGGGCACAACGUCACGCUGAACUACCGGUCCAUCAUGCGCAGCGAGGCCCUCUUCCCGGAACCAAAGGCGUUCAAGCCGGAGAGGUUCGAUGAGAAGCCGGCGCCAUACACCUUCCUCCCCUUUGGCUCCGGCGAGCGGCAGUGCCCGGGUAGCGCCCUGGCGCGCAUGGAGAUGGCCGUCUUUCUGUACCACUUUGUGAACGACUGGGAGUGGACACUGGUAAACCCAGCCGAAGCCACGUCGUACUUCCCUUUGCCGCAGCCGGUAGAAGGCCUCCCAAUCAAAAGAAGGAAAAGAAGCGCGGCCGACUAAGUCCAGCAAGGGCUGCCCGUCAUACGGAACGGCUUCGCCCGUCCUUCAUACACCCAUGCAGAAGCAAAUCCAUGUCGCUUGCCUUCGGCGAAACGCAAUGCCAUGUGGCCUGCACACUUUUGUGGGCAUAGUGUAGGGCUAAUUGUCAAUAGGAAAAUGCUGUACAUUGAGGAGUAGUAGCAGCAUGAGCUAGUUGAGAAUAUUCACAGACCCGCGGGAUAUGAGAUGCUACCUUUAUCGGGAAACUGGCCGAUACGGGAAACAACUGCAAGCUUCCAUAGGAGCCUGGUACCUGAGUGGGAGUCUGAUAUGCCGUGAACGGGAAUAUGUAGGGGGUUGCUGGCGGCUUGUAAAAAUCGACUGGUUCCUGAUCUGGAGGGAGGUAAAUGCAAUUUUGGUCGGUGAUCAACCUAAACCGGCCGGACCGUCAUACCAUGACAAAACUCGGAAAGGCACAACAAAUAAGGACCGAUCUGCCGCUGUUGCCAGAGUGCAUAUGAACUUUGCUAAAUGGGCAC